Molecule: messenger RNA, 1174 nt
Organism: Somion occarium
Lineage: Eukaryota; Fungi; Basidiomycota; Agaricomycetes; Polyporales; Cerrenaceae
Source: the annotation of a GenBank genome assembly
GUCCGAAAUAUCUGGCACCCGUCCCUCCAAAAGUCUACUAUAGCUUAUCCCUGCGGAUAUUCCGCACCUAGUAUCGUCUGUAGGUAUAUUUAUACGUCUCGGGUGCUGCCCAUAAGACUAGUAGCACUGCUCGCCACCUAGGAUCGCUUAGCAACAUGUCUACUAUGAACAAGGAAGACUUGCAAUCUUAUUUUGAAAGAAGCGCCACAAUAGUACUCCAAAUAUUCGACAAAGUCGAGGCGGCAUACGUCCGGCCUGGUUUGAAUGCUCUCAUACGCUCCUUUCAAACAAAACCUCUUCAUUCAACUUUCUUGUCUACCUUCGCCUUGCUAAGCUUCCUGCCUUUCGUUGCUUUCAUCGGAUUCUCCCUCUUCGUGCUCGGCUCGUCCUUAUUCUUUGCCUUAGCCACCGCACUUGCAGUGUCUGCAGCAGCUAUAACGGUCUUCGGGUUCAUCCUCGCAAUCACCCUCAUCAUUCUCUUCUUCGUUUCCGUAUUCCUGACAAUGGCCGUUCUCGGCAGUCUACUAGCUCUCCGUCUUAUCUUCCUCGUUCGAAGCAAUGGUCCACGCGGUGGUGUCACCGAAUGGGCUCAAGAAACAAGAAGCCGCGUAUAUGCGCCCAAAGACCUCAAGUCUGAAUCUGUUGAACCUGAUGUGGAAGAGGACGAAGCCACAUCAACGCCGCAAGCAGAAGAGAAGGAUGAAGACGCUCAGGAUGAGCACGAGGAGAGGAGUAACUCGUCUAUGUCUGUUGGGUCUACGGUGGUCGUUGCCGGCCAGGAGGGGAAAUAUGACCCUGAUGUCAAUGCCAAGCUUGAGGAAUAAGGUUGUAUGGUGGUUGAGAGUUGUUCCCCUUUCCAUGCACGUUCUGGACUCUUGGACAUGCAGAUGAUAUCAUUUUGGUACAAAAUACCUUGUAAUCUUCGUAGCUAUCUGGUAUAUAUCGUCUACGCAGGGGCGAUAGCAGGGACAAAGAAUAUCUGUGGAUGAGGCAAUGAAACGCUUCUAACCUACCGCUAGAUGUCCUCUAUGUGGUCUUCCUGUUCUUCCCUGUCCUAGCGGUAUCAUAGUUCUCCAAGAACCACUUGACAGUCUCAUCAAGUGCUGUAGAAAGAACGAGGAGUUAGUUCGAUAGUUCAUUCCACCUGUCACCGAAAUAACCGAGCUUACCCUUC